AUGAAGUCUUCUCUCCUCACCGUUUUCGGCCUUGUUGCUGCCGCCGCUGCCCAGAGCUCCGGCGACCUGCCCCAGUGUGGUCAAACUUGUGCUGGCAACAUGGUCAGCGCUGCCAAGUCCAAGGAGCUUGGAUGUGACGCUGGUGAUGUUAGCUGCCUGUGCACCAACCAGGACUUCAUCUACGGUCUCCGUGACUGCUCCGCUGCUAUCUGCAACUCCGAGCAGGCCGCUGCUGUUGUCGCCUACGGCCUUGCGCUCUGCCGCCAAGCUGGUGUCCAGAUUACUACUGGUAGUGCUGGCUCCGUCUCGGCCUCUGCUACUGGCACUGGUGCCGUCCGAACUGUCCUCAGUACCCUUGUUGAGAGUGACACUACUAUCACCUCCGCCGUUUCCACCAUCAGCGGCACUGCCACUGGCGGCAACGAGGAUGACCUCUCUGUCAGCACUUACACCAGUGUUUUCACCAACUCUGCGGGUGAUGAGGUUACCAGCACCAUCAAGGAGAUCCUCGGCGGUGUCGCCCUGACCACCUACACCUCUGGUGGAUCCACCAUCAUCGAGCCCAUCGAGACCGCCUCUGCCUCUGCUUCCGCUUCUGAUGAGACCGAGUCCGCUCAGGUCACUACCUUCACCACCGACGGCACUGCUGUUGUUCGAACUCUGACCACCGUUACCACCGGUUCUGAGACCGACUCUGCCGACUCUGCUGAGGUCACCACAUUCACCACUGAUGGCACCGAGGUCGUCCGAACUCUGACCACCGUUACUACCGGUUCUGAGUCCGAGUCUGGAUCUGUUUCGGAGACUGUUACUGACGCCUCCACCGUCACCGAGGGCUCUGACACUGCUACCGGCACUGAGGCGUCGGCCAGCGCUUCUUCUACCGAGACUGACAACGCUGCUGUUGCUCAGAUGACCGGUGCCCCCAUGGGCGUCAUCGCCGCUGCUGGUCUCGCUAUGCUCCUCCUCUAA
This is a messenger RNA of Fusarium pseudograminearum CS3096, 972 nucleotides long. RefSeq lists its product as uncharacterized. NCBI's taxonomy places the organism in Eukaryota, Fungi, Ascomycota, Sordariomycetes, Hypocreales, Nectriaceae. The record is from RefSeq and is a predicted model, not a curated record. The transcript has 3 exons. The coding region runs from base 1 to 972 and encodes 323 amino acids.